GUUUGCAAUCUUCGUAAGCUACUGAAGUAUGUCUGGAAUCAAGUACACACAAUUCCCACACCCCAAUUGCAAUUCCAAGAUAACGUUCACACACUCAGCCAUCUACUUAACCUCCCUUUCCGAAUAACAUCGGCAAUCUUCCCCGCAAGCAUAUACACCGAACUCUGCGGAUGCCCCGGCACCAUAAAAGGAAACGCACUAGCAUCCACGACCCUCAACUUGCCCACCCCAAAAACCUUAGCUUCAGAAUCCACAAAAGCAUCCACAUCCCCUUCUUUCCCCAUGGCACACGUAGCGACAGCAUGCAAGAUCGACCCAGCAGCAUUCUUGAAAUACUGCAGGAUCUCCUCAUCGCUCUGCGUCGCGUCCCCUGGCGCGAUCUCAGGACCCACCGUGAUCUCAGUGACGUUGGACCACGCCUUGCGCGCGCACAUCAUAUUGUGAAAGGCGUACAGUAA
Periconia digitata is the source of this 458-nucleotide messenger RNA. The record is from the annotation of a GenBank genome assembly. NCBI's taxonomy places the organism in Eukaryota, Fungi, Ascomycota, Dothideomycetes, Pleosporales, Periconiaceae.